Salvelinus namaycush (lake trout) is the source of this 1427-nucleotide messenger RNA. RefSeq names its product GRB2-associated and regulator of MAPK protein 2-like. The coding region runs from base 37 to 1215 and encodes 392 amino acids. NCBI's taxonomy places the organism in Eukaryota, Metazoa, Chordata, Actinopteri, Salmoniformes, Salmonidae. The record is from RefSeq and is a predicted model, not a curated record. The transcript has 5 exons. Gene Ontology annotation, molecular function: protein binding.
ACCUUCCUGAACAUUCCACUUCCUCCAAUUGCAAAAAUGGACAUGGACACUAGCAAACUACACUGGGGACAUCAAGAAUACAAUCUUGGAAAGUUUGCUGAAAAAUUCAAGGACUCCUUUCCUAAGAUCAUCAAUGUGACGGUGGGCUUUCUUGGACAACAGGAACUGGACAGUAUCAGCUCAAGCACACACAUCAUGGUCCACUCCCUGCUCUGCCAGCAGAGAGCAGUGUUUGAGAGCAAACAUGGGAAAGUCCUGUCCCUACCUGUCACCAUCUCAACUGUAGGCUUCUACAUAAUCAGAAAUGAUAGACGAGAAGGACCACCAAUCAGUCUUCAGGCUAUUUUGGAGUCCAACCCACUGCCAGUCAUCAUCCAACCAAUAACGCCACUUGUCCUGCCGUGGCUGUCAGGAGGUCAUAGGCUGGACACACUGACAAUCACACGCACCUAUGAGGAGCAGCUCUUAAUUGGGUUUCCUUUCAGCAGCAAAGGAAUCCUCUCCAGACACACUCCUCUGGUGCUUCCCAUGUAUAUGAAGGAGGUGCGUAUUGCAUUGGCAGAGGGGUUGGAGGGACUCGAUCAGGGCCAGUUCGAGGACGCCUGUGCUACAUUGGGGGGGCAGAUUGAUGAACUGGGCCUCAGGAACCUUUUCAUCUUUCAAGAUAUCACCAUUUUGAAUAAGCAAGAGUUGAUUGAAAAGGGUCACGAAUACAUGGAGGUGAAGCCAAUCUACAUGAGUCUGAAGAACCAGGGUGAUGAAAUCAACCUUUACCAGCACCUUGACUUUGAGACAACCGAGCCUCCUACUUUACAGAGAAAAGCAGCAAGACCCCCACCUCUACCCCCUAAAUCACAAUAUUUACAAAUAGCUAGACACAAACUUCCACCCCUUUCUCCAUCAUUGGAGAACAAUUCCCAGUCCUACUCUGGCGGCUCAUGGCACCCACUCUUCUGCUCCUUAGCAGAGGUGCCCUCUAAUCUACGGGACCUGAGUGUGGCACAGGUGUGCUCCUGCCUGCGACUGCUCAACUUGGACCAGUACUGCCAGGCCUUCGAGAGGGAGCAGAUUGACGGGGAUCUGUUGUACACAGUUGAGCCCAGCAUGAUGAGGGAGACCCUGGGUAUGGAGAGCCUGCACGUGGGCAAGCUUCUCCGCUUCCGAGAGGGCUGGAGGCCCUUACUUGGAUCUUCUGGAGCUGAGCAGGUUGGGUAGUAAUGGAUUACCUGUAAUGGGGAUUAUAAUCAGAUUGUAAAAAUUUAAUUGGCAAUCUGGGAUCCAAACAACACUAAAGCGGUCAUAGAAGUGACAUUUUGUACUCUUGUGCUGGAUGGUAAAUUAUUUACAUAUUUUAUGUUAGGCUAAGUACCAUUUACAUUAGUAAUGGCUAAAGUGUCAUUCAGAAUAAAGGCUACUUUUGGAGUAAU